Rhodofomes roseus is the source of this 1328-nucleotide messenger RNA. Its product is annotated as P-loop containing nucleoside triphosphate hydrolase protein. The record is from RefSeq and is a predicted model, not a curated record. Bases 51 to 1328 code for a protein of 425 amino acids. Gene Ontology annotation, molecular function: ATP binding; 3'-5' DNA helicase activity; four-way junction helicase activity. Gene Ontology annotation, biological process: double-strand break repair via homologous recombination. The transcript is spliced from 2 exons. NCBI's taxonomy places the organism in Eukaryota, Fungi, Basidiomycota, Agaricomycetes, Polyporales, Fomitopsidaceae. Gene Ontology annotation, cellular component: chromosome; cytoplasm.
GCGCUCUCUCUGUGCUCUCACCUUGACUCUCCACGACUCGACGCGUCGCAAUGUCUGAGAGUCCACGAACGCCUCCCAGACGUCCCGCACCGGCCCUAGGCAGCUCCACUCGCAGUCCUGGAACGCCUUGGCGGCGCAAGACACCUCCGAAGAGGACUCAGGGCGUCAAGCCGAGGUCGUCAAAGUUUUCGGAGGGUAAAAUCAGUGACAACCUCAAGAGAUUGCUGCGGCUGGAGUUUGAGCCGGACCCAUGGCAAGCUCAAAUGAUUUCCAAGGUGCUACGCGGUUACGACAGCAUUUUUUGCGCGGGGACCGGCUACGGAAAGAGUCUGGUUUUCCAGGGCCUGGCGGUGCUAGGAGGGAAGAAGAAGGUUGUCAUUGUCAAGGAGGCCGAAUCGAAGGGUAUCAAGGCCGUCAUGAUCAACGAGGACAACUCUCGCACAGCGGCGCUCUGGACGACAGCACGCACGGAGGCUCAAAUGAUCUACAUCUCACCGGAGAUGGCACAAUCCGAGUCGUUCGCGAAGCUCUGGAAGGACCAUCGCUUCCGGGAUCGCCUACAAGCCGUGAUUAUCGACGAGGCGCAUUGUGUAGACGAGCGGGGCGCGGAGGACUUCAGGGGGCAUUAUCGCCGUUUAAGCACACUGCGUCACUAUACUGGUCACGAAAUCCCUUUCGUGGCUUGUACAGCGACGUGUUCCACUUCGACGUUCGAUGUCUUAUGGGACACGCUUUCGUUCGGCCUACGCCCUUUCUGGGGCAUCGAUGUUGGCGCGGACCGGCCCAACCUCUUGUUCGUCACGCGCGCGCUGCGCAAUCCGCAGAAUCCCCUGCCAGACUUCCUCAAUAUCCUCCCUACCAACAUCACCAAUGCCCCGCAGGCCGCCGAGAUCCCGAAAUCCAUCAUCUACAUCGACUCGGAGCCUGGAUGUCACGACAUGAAGGCUCAGAUCCGGAAGUGCCUCCCUGCGCACCUUCGAGACACGGUCUAUGCCUUCCCGUCAGGCGCGUCCGAGGCGGCCAAGAAGCUCGCAUGGGAGCGCUUCCGGAGUGGCCGCUACCGCAUUCUCUGUGCCACCGAUGCGGCGGGUGUGGGUUGCAAUGUACCCGACAUCCGCUACAUCGUCAUUUUGAAAUGCCCACGCUCCUUAUCGGUCGUCGCACAACGUUGGGGACGUGCAGGACGUCACCGAACGACGCAGGCUGUCUGUCUGCUUCUAGUCCCGCAAUGGGCGUUCCGUCCUCCACCCGUCGCAAGUCAGAUCGCCGUGCAGGCGGUACAACGCCUGCGCCAGUCGUCUACGAAGGUCAAGCCAGAGAGCAAGUGA